Messenger RNA from Cercospora beticola, 1242 nucleotides. Its product is annotated as NAD(P)-dependent alcohol dehydrogenase. NCBI's taxonomy places the organism in Eukaryota, Fungi, Ascomycota, Dothideomycetes, Mycosphaerellales, Mycosphaerellaceae. Gene Ontology annotation, biological process: D-sorbitol catabolic process. The record is from RefSeq and is a predicted model, not a curated record. Gene Ontology annotation, molecular function: zinc ion binding; L-iditol 2-dehydrogenase (NAD+) activity.
AUGACUGAGCAACCAGCAAGACCCCCGGCAGAAGAUGUCGAUGCCAUUCAGGGCGCCAAUGCAACCGCACAUACCGGCGUUGAUCAUAUCAACCACCCUGUCAAUGGGAAUGCCACCCACAUAGCGAAUGGUACAGCAGCUAGCAACGGCACAACGACUUUUACACCACCUGGGCCAAAUCCGGCAUUGUUCACAAACGAGAAGCGCGAGAUUUUCAUGGGAUCGUCGCCUCCUUUACAGCCAGGUCCAACAGAUUGCGUGGUUCGCAUGAGAUGCAAUGGUAUCUGCGGCUCCGAUGUUCACUUCUGGCACACAGGCCGGAUAGGCCCGCUGAUAGUAGAAAGUGACCAUUGUCUGGGCCACGAAGGAGCAGGAGAGGUUGUCUGGUCGGGAGAGAAAGUGAAGUAUUUGAAACCAGGAGAUCGUGUUGCUGUCGAGCCCGGAGUACCUUGUGGAGAGUGCUAUCAAUGCUCGUCAGGAAACUACAAUCUCUGUGCAGAUGUAGCAUUUUCGGGAGUACCGCCCUACUCAGGCUCAAUUCGUAGAUGGCAUGUCCACCCAGCGGCCUUCUUGCACAAGAUCCCCGACAGCCUGUCGUACUCGGAUGGAGCGCUUCUCGAACCACUCAGUGUUGUCUUCCAUGGUUUCGAGCGAAGUCCUGUCCGAAUCGGGGAGGGAACUGUGAUAUGUGGCGCAGGACCUAUUGGCAUGUGCGCUCUUGCAGUAGCAAAAGCUUCAGGAGCCUGCCCAAUUGUUGUCACCGAUCUUGACGCAGGACGCCUCAAGAUUGCACAAUCGUUCGCUCCUGGUUGCGUUACCUUCCAGAUCGAUCCAAAUAAGCCAGCUGAGGAGACAGCCAAGGCGGUUAUCAAAGCGCUGGAGGACGCAGGAGGUGAGCAGCCAAGAGUGGUGUAUGAGUGCACCGGCGUACAAGGGAGUGUGGUGACAGCUUGCUAUAUGCCUCGGGCAGCGGGUGAAGUUAUGGUGAUUGGUGUGGGAAAGCCGAUCAUGAACGAUCUCCCGUUCAUGCACAUGUCACUCGCAGAGGUCGAUCUCAAAUUCAUCAAUCGAUACCAUCACUCGUGGCCGUCUGCAAUCAGGCUGCUGCAACACAAAGUGAUCGAUCUCCAGCCUUUGGUGACACACAGAUACAAACUCGAGGAAGCGGACAAGGCAUUGGCAGCUUCAGCAGAUCGCAAUUCCGGCUCUGUCAAGAUUCACAUUGAAGACAAUGAUCCAUAG